This is a messenger RNA of Alligator mississippiensis (American alligator), 3004 nucleotides long. It is a transcript of the gene GRIN1, whose product is annotated as glutamate ionotropic receptor NMDA type subunit 1. Gene Ontology annotation, molecular function: NMDA glutamate receptor activity. The coding region runs from base 4 to 2820 and encodes 938 amino acids. NCBI's taxonomy places the organism in Eukaryota, Metazoa, Chordata, Crocodylia, Alligatoridae. Gene Ontology annotation, cellular component: synapse; plasma membrane; NMDA selective glutamate receptor complex. The transcript has 21 exons. The record is from RefSeq and is a predicted model, not a curated record. Gene Ontology annotation, biological process: chemical synaptic transmission; monoatomic ion transport; regulation of membrane potential.
ACCAUGCGGCUCCUGCUGCUCGCCCUGCUCUUCUCGUCCUCCUUCGCCCGCGCCGGCUGCGACCCCAAGAUCGUCAACAUCGGCGCGGUGCUGAGCACCAAGAAGCACGAGCAGAUCUUCCGCGAGGCGGUGAACCAGGCCAACAAGCGCCAGGGCACCUUCAAGAUCCACCUCAACGCCACCUCGGUCACGCACAAGCCCAACGCCAUCCAGAUGGCGCUGUCCGUCUGCGAGGACCUCAUCUCCAGCCAGGUCUAUGCAAUAUUAGUUAGUCACCCACCUGCUCCAAAUGAUCACCUAACACCAACACCUGUAUCAUACACAGCUGGCUUCUACAGGAUUCCUGUCAUUGGUCUGACAACACGCAUGUCUAUAUAUUCUGAUAAGAGCAUCCAUCUAUCCUUCUUGCGCACUGUGCCGCCAUACUCUCACCAGUCCAAUGUCUGGUUUGAGAUGAUGCGAGUCUUCAACUGGAAUCAUGUCAUACUGAUUGUCAGUGACGACCACGAGGGUCGUGCUGCACAGAAGAAGCUGGAGACGCUCCUGGAAGAGAGAGAAUCCAAGAGUAAAAAAAGGAACUAUGAAAACCUCGACCAACUUUCCUAUGACAACAAGCGAGGACCCAAGGCUGAGAAAGUUCUUCAGUUUGAUCCUGGAACCAAAAACCUGACUUCGCUGCUGCUGGAAGCCAAGGAGCUGGAGGCUCGGGUUAUUAUCCUCUCUGCCAGUGAAGAUGAUGCAGCCACUGUGUACAGAUCAGCAGCUAUGCUUAACAUGACAGGCUCAGGAUACGUGUGGCUGGUGGGAGAGAGGGAGAUCUCUGGCAAUGCCCUGCGCUAUGCCCCUGACGGGGUGAUUGGUUUGCAGCUCAUUAAUGGGAAGAAUGAGUCAGCUCACAUUAGCGACGCCGUCGCUGUGGUAGCUCAAGCAGUGCACGACUUGUUUGAGAAGGAGAAUAUCACAGACCCUCCGAGAGGGUGUGUGGGCAACACCAACAUCUGGAAGACUGGUCCCCUUUUCAAGAGGGUUUUGAUGUCCAGCAAGUACUCUGAUGGAGUGACCGGGAGGGUCGAGUUUAACGAGGAUGGGGACAGAAAAUUUGCCAAUUACAGCAUCAUGAACCUGCAGAACCGGAAGCUGGUACAAGUUGGGAUUUACAAUGGCAGCCAUGUCCUGACCAAUGACCGGAAAAUCAUCUGGCCAGGUGGAGAAACAGAGAAACCUCAAGGCUAUCAGAUGUCAACCAAAUUGAAGAUCGUGACAAUUCAUCAAGAGCCAUUUGUGUAUGUGAAACCAACACUAGCUGAUGGAACAUGCAAGGAAGAAUUUACCAUCAACGGAGACCCUGUUAAAAAGGUCUUUUGCACUGGACCCAAUGAGACCAUCCCAGGCCGCCCCACUGUGGCAUUGUGUUGCUAUGGCUUCUGCAUUGACCUCCUGAUUAGGCUUGCAGGGGUGAUGAAUUUCACCUAUGAAGUUCACCUGGUUGCUGAUGGUAAAUUUGGCACCCAGGAACGGGUCAAUAACAGCAACAAGAAGGAGUGGAAUGGGAUGAUGGGGGAGCUCCUGAGCGGCCAGGCCGACAUGAUCGUGGCCCCCCUCACAAUCAAUAAUGAGCGUGCACAAUACAUUGAGUUCUCCAAGCCAUUCAAGUACCAGGGACUCACCAUCCUUGUGAAAAAGGAAAUCCCCCGCAGCACCCUGGACUCAUUCAUGCAGCCUUUCCAGAGCACGCUGUGGUUGCUGGUGGGUCUCUCUGUGCAUGUGGUGGCUGUGAUGUUAUACCUCUUGGACCGCUUCAGCCCAUUCGGCCGGUUCAAAGUGAACAGUGAGGAAGAGGAGGAAGAUGCCCUGACCCUCUCCUCUGCCAUGUGGUUCUCUUGGGGGGUCCUGCUGAACUCUGGAAUUGGAGAAGGUGCUCCCCGGAGCUUCUCUGCUCGGAUACUUGGCAUGGUGUGGGCCGGCUUUGCUAUGAUCAUUGUGGCUUCAUAUACUGCCAACCUGGCUGCCUUCCUGGUGCUAGACCGACCUGAAGAGAGAAUUACGGGAAUCAAUGACCCCAGGUUGCGCAACCCCUCUGAGAAGUUCAUCUAUGCCACAGUGAAGCAGAGCUCCGUGGACAUUUAUUUCCGACGGCAGGUGGAACUGAGCACCAUGUACCGGCACAUGGAGAAGCACAACUACGAGAGUGCUGCUGAAGCCAUCCAGGCUGUGAGGGACAACAAGCUCCAUGCCUUCAUCUGGGAUUCAGCAGUACUGGAGUUUGAAGCCUCCCAGAAGUGUGACCUGGUGACGACAGGGGAACUCUUCUUCCGCUCUGGCUUUGGGAUUGGAAUGCGGAAGGACAGUCCAUGGAAGCAGAACGUCUCUCUGGCCAUCCUCAAAUCCCAUGAGAACGGCUUCAUGGAGGAUUUGGACAAGACUUGGGUGAGGUAUCAGGAGUGUGAUUCCCGUAGCAAUGCCCCAGCAACACUCACCUUUGAAAAUAUGGCAGGUGUAUUUAUGCUGGUGGCUGGAGGUAUUGUUGCCGGGAUAUUUUUAAUAUUCAUAGAAAUAGCUUACAAAAGGCAUAAGGAUGCACGAAGGAAGCAGAUGCAGCUGGCGUUUGCAGCCGUUAAUGUGUGGCGGAAGAACCUGCAGGAUAGAAAAAGUGGUAGAGCAGAACCUGACCCUAAAAAGAAAGCCACUUUUAGGUCCAUCACCUCCACCCUGGCCUCCAGCUUCAAGAGACGUAGGUCCUCCAAAGAUACGCAGUAUCAUCCCACUGACAUUACCGGGCAACUCAACCUCUCCGACCCCUCAGUCAGCACUGUGGUGUGACAUUCUCCCACAGGAGCCAUCGGUCCUAGCCAGGCAGCCUAGGAAGGCACAGCCAGGACUUCCUUUCAAAGUGACACUGAUUGGUCUUUACUGGUGAGACAAGAGGGAAGCAUCCUUCAUCCAUACGCAGUGACAUCAUUGUAUAUCUCCUUCCCUUCCUAGGCUCACUGGCAAUAACAGCAUG